CCUGUUUUUCAUAAAAUGAAAUAAAAUCAGGGGUUUUCAAAAUAUCUAUUUCCAUUAAAAAUAAGAAAAUUAUUAAAUGAAAGGAAAAAAAGGUUUUGCAGAACAAAGAGAACAGUAGAAAAUUGUCAGAGGGAAAAGUAAAGAACAAGCUGGACUGUUGGAGUUGUUGUUAGUGUACUUCCUUUACGUAUUACGUCCUUUAUAUUUGUUUUUAUUAUUAUCUAUGGUAUCAAGAUUAUAAAAACAAAAUUUUGGCACAGUGGUGUAAAUACAUAAAAAGUAAACAUUAUUUAAAUUUUAAACAAAUAAAAGAAAAAAGUUUGGAGGUCCACAUCAAGUGAAGAAGACAUGUCAUUUCACAUUGUUUUUGGUUUCAUGAAUGAUAGAGAACUUUGCACAUUUAUGGUUAAAAUAAAAAAUAGCUUUCGAAUGAACAAUAACAAAUCAAAAUUUUCACUAAAUGGAAAACUUUAUAUGUUUCUAUCAAAUAUCUUCUUCUAGACGUAUUAAUACUCAUGUAUGUGUCACUUUUCUCAUAAUGUAGAAUUGUAGAUUGAAAAUCAAAUAAACUUUAAAGGGGAUGUAGGCAAGUGGGUGUGAUCGAACACUAGCAACAAUAUGUUAAUAAGCAUUAUUAGCACCAUACAGCCUUUUCAUCUCUUUUCUAAAUACGAAUAUAUUAAAUAGUCCGUGACUAAUAUGUAAGCUCAAGAAAAAGGAGCUUGUCGGAUUGAGAAACAGAGGAUGUGUUAUGCACAAUAUAGGAAGUGUGACUUGCUGUUACAAGUCGGUUAUGAGAUGAUGACGUGUCAAUGUCUCAUUGGUUCCAAGAUCUUACUUUGGCGUGAAGCAAAGAAGAUUUGGAAGAUUUGGGCUUAUCACAAUAUUUAGGCGACUAGGGUAUUGUGUUAAGGCUAUAAAACCUGAUUACUUUGUGUAGAUUAAGGUUAGCCGUUUUAGAUUGAAAAGCUAGAGCAAGAGGUUUGUUCUUGAGAGCUUAAGAAAGACAAGUACUCGUGGGUGUAUCUUGUGCUUUCUGUUUUGACAGAUUAGGAAUUGGUCCGUCUCUAGUCGUGUGUGACUGAGAGUAAUUCGGAUUAAACAGAUCUAGGAAGAUUGUUUAACAGAUUUCUAAUAUACAAGAAAGUGUUCUUGGUAUCUUGUGUUUUAGUUCUUAUAUUUGGUAGUCCCUGAACUUUCAUUUGGUAUCAGAGCAGGAAACUUCUGUGGUAUCAUACACUACUAACAGGUUGAGAUCCUGCGGAUUUCAUGGACACCAUGAAGGAACUAUUCGGAAUUCAUAAACCCAUUAUGCUGGACAGCUGCAACUUUGGUCAUUGGAAGGCAAGGAUGCGACAGUUGAUCAGAGGAAUUGACGAGGAUGCGUGGACUGCAGUUGAAGAAGGGUGGUCUGUGCCAACGAUGAUGACUGAUGACAAAACUCUUGCUCCAAAACCAAAGAAUCAGUGGACUGAUCCUGAAAAGGCAGCUUCCAAAUUCAACUCUAAAGCUCUUACCGCCAUCUUCUCUUCGGUAGAUCUGGAUCAGUUCAAAAUCAUCCAGGGAUGUGAGUCUGCUAAAGAAGCUUGGGAUAUUUUGACCAACCACUUUGAAGGAAAUACCAGCGUGCGAAGAACAAGGAUCGAUCACCUAGCUUCAAAGUUUGAAAAUCUCCGCAUGACUGAUGAUGAACCAAUUGAUGGAUUCAUAUCUAAGAUCAGUGAACUUGCUAGUGAAGCCUCGGUUCUUGGAAAGAAAUAUGAUGAGAAGGAUUUGGUGAAAAAGCUGUUAAGAUGUCUGCCUCCACGGUUUGAAGCUUACAAGGCAGUACUGGAUAUAGCUGUCAACACAGAUGAAAUGAAGUUUGAUCAAUUGUCUGGUAUCUUGAAGGUCCAUGACCUGGAGAAAUCCAAUCGAACCACAAACUCUCAAAAGAGCAUCGCCUUUGUGUCUGACUCAAACGAACAGGACCGAGUCACAAAGAUAGAAGAGAAUUUGGGGCUUAUGGCUCGAAACUUCAACAAAUUCAUUAAGCGAAUGGAUAAAGGAGGAAACAGAUCAAACUCGCGAUUUCAGAGGAACGACUCAGAUCGAAACAGCUCUCAAAACACCAGGCAAGACACGAAGAACUCUAAGAAGAAGGAGUUACAAUGUCAUGAGUGUGAGGGGUAUGGACACUUUCGCAAUGAGUGCCCACUAGCUAAACGCAAAGAACUCAAGUGUAUUGACUGCAAGGGAUUUGGACACACUCGAAGUGAAUGUCCUAAUAAUCUGAAAAAGGACAAGUCACUUAUGUGCUUCAGUGAUACAGAGUCGGAGAGUGACAGCGACAGAGAUGAGCUUCAUCUAAAUUUCAUGGCACUUGUCAGCAAGGAAGAAGAACCAAAAUUAGAUUCAGGCAUGGAAGAGGAUGAGGAUGAUCUCAACAACGAUCUUGAAUCAGAAUACAAGUCUCUUUUCGACAAGUUUGCUGAACUCAGUCAUGAGAAUCUACAACUACUAAAAGAUAAGGCAAUGCUGAAAGCUCAGGUGAAUAUUCUGGAAUUGGAGAAACCUUCUGAACAAUCCACUGAGUUGUCUAUACUCAAGAACUCAGACCAAGAAUUGCUAUCACUGAAACGAGCAAUGACUGAACAAGAGAGAGUUCAAAAAAGGUUGAGCUGAAGAUGAAUUGUCUGAAUGAGCUACU
Brassica rapa (field mustard) is the source of this 2689-nucleotide messenger RNA. RefSeq lists its product as uncharacterized. The record is from RefSeq and is a predicted model, not a curated record. NCBI's taxonomy places the organism in Eukaryota, Viridiplantae, Streptophyta, Magnoliopsida, Brassicales, Brassicaceae. Gene Ontology annotation, molecular function: zinc ion binding; nucleic acid binding.